AUGAUUUCAGCUUUGUUUACGGUAAUGUGUUACAAUGUCCUGUGUGAUAAAUACUGUACUCGUCAACAAUAUGGAUACUGUCCCAGCUGGGCAUUGAACUGGGAAUAUCGUAAAAAGGCCAUCAUUGAAGAAAUUAAGACUUAUUCUGCUGAUAUCAUCAGUUUACAAGAAGUUGAGACAGAACAAUUCCAUAAUUUUUUCCUCCCAGAGCUGAUAGCAGAGGGGUAUGAUGGUAUAUUUCAGCCCAAAUCUCGAGCUAAAACUAUGACUGAACAAGAAAGAAAACAUGUAGAUGGCUGUGCCAUAUUUUAUAAAACAAACAAGUUUAUUUUGAUUAAAGAACAACUGAUAGAAUUCAAUCAGAUUGCUAUGGCUAAUGCUGAAGGUUCAGCAGAUAUGUUGAAUCGGGUCAUGACAAAAGACAAUAUUGGUUUGACAGCUCUUCUAGAAACUAAGGAAGGUGUAUGGGAACAUGGGUUACCACCAGAGAAUCAAAUGAGACAACAGAUUAUGGUAGCGACUGCUCACAUUCAUUGGGAUCCUGAAUACUCUGAUGUCAAGCUUAUUCAAACUAUGAUGCUUAUGUGGGAGUUAAGAAAUAUCAUCGAAGAUACUCUUCAACAGUUCCGACCCAAUUCCCCGUCUGCUAAAGAUGUUAAUGCCAUGCCAUUGUUGAUGUGUGGUGACCUCAAUUCAUUACCAGACUCAGGUGUUGUUGAAUAUUUGACCAAUGCUAAAGUUUCCGCUACUCAUAUUGAUUUCCGACAAUUAGUCUAUGAGUCUUCACUGAAGAAGUUGAACCCUAAUUUAGCGGAUAAAGAAUCUCUAACUCACAACUUCCGUCUUGGACGUGCCUACAAUAAUAGUGAGAUUAUGCCCAAUACAAACUAUACGUAUGAUUUUAAAGGUAUUAUUGACUACAUCUUCUACUCUCGUGAUCACAUGAAAUUACUUGGCAUGCUGGGAGCUGUAGAUGAUGAAUGGUUUAGAGAAAACAAGAUUAUUGGUUGCCCUCAUCCACACAUACCUUCAGAUCAUUUCUCAUUGUUUGUAGAAUUUGAGAUGCCAUUACCAAAAAUGAUCAACUCCUCAAGGCCGUCAGGACCUCUUAACACACCGAAUAAAAGAUAG
This is a messenger RNA of Lottia gigantea (owl limpet), 1131 nucleotides long. RefSeq lists its product as hypothetical. The transcript has 5 exons. Gene Ontology annotation, biological process: nuclear-transcribed mRNA poly(A) tail shortening. The coding region runs from base 1 to 1131 and encodes 376 amino acids. Gene Ontology annotation, molecular function: poly(A)-specific ribonuclease activity. The record is from RefSeq and is a predicted model, not a curated record. NCBI's taxonomy places the organism in Eukaryota, Metazoa, Mollusca, Gastropoda, Lottiidae. Gene Ontology annotation, cellular component: cytoplasm; nucleus; CCR4-NOT complex.